This is a messenger RNA of Mycetomoellerius zeteki, 548 nucleotides long. Its product is annotated as serine/arginine-rich splicing factor 1-like. The transcript has 4 exons. The record is from RefSeq and is a predicted model, not a curated record. Bases 57 to 350 code for a protein of 97 amino acids. Lineage: Eukaryota; Metazoa; Arthropoda; Insecta; Hymenoptera; Formicidae.
GAAGAACGUUUGUACUGAUCCAACUAGUGUACGUUUGAGCAUCAAAGCGAAUCACGAUGAUUAAGCUGUUCCUCAUUACGUUGCUUUGCGUGGCGAUGUUCGCCGAUUCACAAGAAGAUCAAAUGAAUGAAAUGGGGACAGGAUUAAGGAAAGCAAGCGCUGAACAUGCUAUGAUGGGUCAAGAUAGUCCUUUAUUAAUGCAAGUAGCACAAGGAAGCGCAGGAGUAGCACAGGGAGCACGGGGAGGACGAGGGGGAGGACAGGGAGGAGGGCGAGGACAGGGAGGAGGGGGAGGACGGGGAGGACGGGGAGGACGGGGAGGGGGAGGAGACGGAAACGGUGACAACUGAAAUUAGACUCUGAUCUCUUCUGGAUACAUGUAUCGUUAUGAAAUACAGAUAAAGGUUCAGCCAGAUUCGGCUGAAGGUUAACUUUCCCUCAGCACUAUAGGCAUCAUGUGUUUUAAAUCAUAUUCGCACGGCUAAAAACCCUAAUAAUUUUCGAAUAAAGCUAAAAAGAACCUUAUAAUUUUAAAAUAAAGCUUGUCA